Oncorhynchus gorbuscha (pink salmon) is the source of this 2410-nucleotide messenger RNA. RefSeq names its product putative GPI-anchored protein pfl2. NCBI's taxonomy places the organism in Eukaryota, Metazoa, Chordata, Actinopteri, Salmoniformes, Salmonidae. The transcript is spliced from 3 exons. The record is from RefSeq and is a predicted model, not a curated record. Gene Ontology annotation, molecular function: nucleic acid binding. Bases 334 to 1851 code for a protein of 505 amino acids.
AAGCACUAGUCAUUUAAUAACAUUAGGAUCGAAACACACACAACUCCAGUCAUCAUUGUCAGUUACUGUGAAUAAUAUACAUAUUGUUUGAAGGUCUGGAUGAAGCCCAUAAGUUACAAUGAAUAAUAUUCAUAUAAAACAACGUGAAUAUUUCACUUAAGCAUUUUUGAAAAUCUAGACACACAAAUAUUUUUUGUUGAAUGUUAUUUGCAGGUCUGGAUGAUGCCCGUAACACUGCUCACCUGGCCUGGAGGAUGAUGAGGGAUGGCUCUGUGAUGAAGAUUACACGCAGUCUGGAGAGGGCACCUUUGAAGACCAAACCCCUGUUUGGAAAUGGGAACGUGCCAGGGGAUGGUUGUCCUGGCAACAAGAGGGAUAACAAAACCACUUUCAAAAACCCCUCCAAGACGACAGAGAGCGGCGGCGGCGGCCAUCUUGAAAAUCGACCCAACAGCAAGCCAGUUAGCAACACGGACGUUGUUGAGACACGACCCAAGCCUUCAGACAACAUGGUUCCCAACACAGAGCCUCGUUCUGGUCUCCACCACUGUGAAUUGCAUUACCCAUCUAGCCCAGCCAGACCCGACACAUGACCCGGAAACAGGAAGUAUGGAGGAGGACGUGCCUAUCUCGUGCGGUUCGUAUGACGACGUCGUAUUGGAGGAGGACUGGGAUGUCACGGUUGGUGACGAGGCUUCUGUUGCUGAUGUGUACACAGAGAACCUGAGGUUUGAGGUGGAUGAUAACUCGGUUUAUGGGAGAACCUUGCUGUGUCCAAGCCCAGUACAUUCAAAUCCUGGUAGAGGUCCAACCAACAGUAGGCCGAGGUCCAAUACCACCAACACGCCCUGCCAACAUCUGACCAGCCUGGUACACAAGACCGAUACUAGAACAUCCUCCAGUAACUUGGUGUCUUUCAAGGCUGGGACAACAAGGACCUACAACACUUCUGCACCCAACAGUCUGUCCACUUCCUCUUUUGUCACACCCAGACCUGUUACCCCUGGCUCAAACCUCUCAGAUACACGGUCAAGACUGAACACGGAAACGUCAAACUCCUUUGUGAUCGAGAAGAACAACAAGAAUGAAUCGAGAACAUCCUCCAGUUCUGCAAAAGCUGCGACAACGAGGAUAUACAACACCUCUGGGUCAAAUAGUUCAUGUAGUUUCUCCUUCGACAAACCCAGAGCUGUUACCCAUGAUUCCAACCGCUCAGCUACACGGUCAAGACCGCAAACGGCAACAUGGAACAACUCCUUUGUGAUCUACAAGGACAAGCCGAGAGCCUCAAAUACCACUUCCACAUCCAAUACCUCAACAGCAUCCAAUACCUCAACAGCAUUCAAUACCUCAACAGCAUUCAAUCAUUCCUUUGUCAAACCCAGACCAGGCCUCCAGAACUCCAACCUCCAUGCUACACGGUCACGACCUCUCACAACAAAAAACCCUGGUAACUCCUUCGCACCCAUGUCCUCUACUACAAACCUUCCCAAUCCUUCCGUCACUAGACCCAAACCAGUUACCGCCAGCAGUGACUCUAACCUCUCUGCUUCAAAGACACCAAACGGCUCUGCAUCCAGUCUCUCCUUUGCCAGGCCCGGCCCUGUCGUCCAUCACCCCGACCCGUCGACUUCACGUUCAAGGCUGCACUCGGAGACGCCAAACACAUCUUUCACGAUCCACAAGUACUCCUCUUGCCUCUCCUCUGUCGCUCGUCCUUCUGUCGGUGGAUCGUUCUCCGUCCUCUCCUCGUCCGUUAACCGCUCCUCGCUCCCGCCGACCCGCAGCACCAAGAUCACGGCCCGCUGUGCGACUGCGGGGGCGGCGAGCCAAGCGUCUAACGGUGUGUAACGGCGGUCCGAACCAAGGCCGAGCGUUCUACUGCUGCACGGUGCGUAAACACGGCCCCGGGGGGACCAGGAAGGGAUGUGAGUUAUUUAAGUGGGAGUCUGCUCUCCUCCAGGCUAAAUCACCAGCCUCCGCUGCCAACUCCAUCGCUCUGCGUUUUGGUCUCAACUCCAGUGUUGUUCGUCCCCCUGUCGUCGUCUAGGACGAGAUAUCAGUUAGCUUGAGGUCAUAGGGGAGACUCAAUAGCAUUUCCUUCUCAUCCAAUGAGUUUGAGAGGACAUAAGGAAUCAAGGAAAUGCAAUUGAGAUUCUCCUCACAAAGGUGUCAUAUUUUAAACUGUACUUUAUGAAAAUAUGUAUCACGUUGGUUUUUUUGUGAGUAAUUGAUUUAUGUCCACAUACUAAAUCUGGUGCAUUCAUUGACCAAUAUCCUGUACAGUUUCUAAAUAGAAUUUUAUCUUCCAUAAUGUGAGAUGACAUGAUGUCAUAAUGAAAUGUAAAGUACCUUUUUUAGGUCGGCACUGUCAUAAUAAAAGAUGUCAUGAACUGUAUUUACAUGGGUU